Messenger RNA from Clunio marinus, 222 nucleotides. The record is from the annotation of a GenBank genome assembly. Lineage: Eukaryota; Metazoa; Arthropoda; Insecta; Diptera; Chironomidae.
AUGAAGAUUUAUCAAUCUCAAGAAAAAAAUGAUUGUUUAAGUGAAUGUUUCAAUGCUGCAGAGCAAAUUCUCAGUUGUGGAAUCGCGCUAACAAGUUUGGAUUAUAGUGAAAGAGUGGUUCGUGUCGUGUCUCGCGGAUUAUUGACAUUUAUGUUAUGUUCUGUUGUUUUGUUUGUUUUCUGUUUCUGGGACGGCACUGGUUGUUUGGGGAGGCAAAUAUAA